AUCCGAUGACGGUGGAGGUGACUGUAGCUCGGACAUCGGACGGCGCGUCUGCAGUUGAGUGUCAUGGAGACGUGGAGUCGGAUCGAGAGGAAGUGCCGCGAUCGCUGCCCACGAUCCCCCGCACCAAGCGGGAAUACGAGUCGCAAUACAGAGGCCGUUACCUGAUUUGGCCUGGAGUUGCCUUGCUGGUGGUGUUAGCUGUGGUUGGUGUGGUGCUCACGACAGUGUACAGUUGGAAAGCCCACAACGCCAUGGCCAGUCGACGCAGCGACUUCAAUUCACGCAUGGGAAAACGAUUUUCUAUCGGGGGAGACGACGGGAGUGAAGGAGGGGACGGUGGCGGCGAAGACGGAACCCUGCGCAACCCCGCGACUUAUGCCAAUCGAGAGUGCGCAAUGCCGAAUUACAAGUCAAAGCAAGGCAAGAUCUUUGCGGUCGGCCCGCGCGGCGAAGAAGUGGCCUUGGGGAUCAAAGGCAUCAAUUGGUUUGGCAUGGAAACAGGGCUCGCCAUCCCGUUUGGGCUGUGGGCCAACGACAUGAACGGCACCACCGUCUACGAAGUGGCUCGGUUUCUGGCCAAGAACCGGUUCAACAGCGUGCGAUUGCCGCUGUGUGUGUCGCACAUCCUGACCAACCAAAAGCCACAACAAGACGUGAUCAACAUCCAGGAGAACAAAGCUAUCAACGCGUCCACGUACAUGUCGGCUCUGUCGAGCAUCGUUCAAACGCUGGCGUUCCGCAACAUCUCGGUGCUGCUCGACAUGCACACGCUGACGCCAUUUGAAUCUGGCGGACUGCCAUGGACGAGUCCGACGGAAGCCACCGCGUUCUUCGAUGCCGUCGACGUGUUGACCGCCCAGCUGUGCAACGCCAAGCACUGGAACAUCAUCGGCUUGGACCUGAAAAACGAGCCCCACUUGGCGACGUGGGGCGACGGCACCGCGACGGACUUUCAGCUCAUGGCCCAACGCAUCGGCAACCGCAUGCUGUCCAAGUGUCCGACGUGGCUGGCGUUCGUCGAAGGCAUCAACGCCCCCCGCACCCUCGCCAUUGACGGGAAAUCGUUUGCGUUUUCAGACUGGUGGGGCGGGGGUCUCGAAGAGGCGGGCGACAAGCCCGUGGAGCUCGGGCUGGAAUCGAAAGUUGUGUACGCCCCGCACUACUACAACCCGGCCGUGUACCCGCAGCUGUAUUACCUGAAGAGCGGCACCCGUGCCGGCGACACCAUUAUCAACUACGAAGAGCUCGACGAUGCAACGCUAGCACUUCGGGUCCAAGCGACUUCGGAGCACAUGUUUGGCCACUUGCGCAAAACCCAAGAAGGGGCUCUGGUGAUGGGCGAGUUUGGCGGGUUGUACUCGCAGGACUUGCAUCCGAUGAAGACGACCCAACGCGCGACGGAAGCGCUGAUUGAGAUCAUGAAGCAACCGGGGUACGCUGGCGGGUACCUCUGGGCGCUCAACCCCGAGUCCGCCUACCAGUUCAACCCGUCCAACACGCGCGUGACCACGACGGAGGGACUGCUGGACGAGACGUGGCUCAAUGUGAACGAGCCAUUUCUCAGAGCCAUGGCGGCCAUGGACUCGCUCCCAAAUCUGCGGUCAUUUCCUUGCUUUACCCCGUAGGGGAGUUAAUAUAUUGAGCUAAAAAGUUACUAGUCGAACUACGUACUGUAGUUGCUUUGACC
This is a messenger RNA of Aphanomyces astaci, 1687 nucleotides long. RefSeq lists its product as hypothetical. The transcript is spliced from 4 exons. Gene Ontology annotation, molecular function: hydrolase activity, hydrolyzing O-glycosyl compounds. Lineage: Eukaryota; Oomycota; Saprolegniomycetes; Saprolegniales; Verrucalvaceae. The record is from RefSeq and is a predicted model, not a curated record. The coding region runs from base 6 to 1625 and encodes 539 amino acids.